UACAAUUGAUGUCAGCACUUGAGAAUUUAAUUAGGGAACAGAUUACACCCCUGGAGUUGUUUGUAGAAAUUUUGGAUUUUUUCCAAAACGGACUACUAUAAAGGAAAGGCAGCAGAAUAUUACUAGACAAAACAAUGUUUUGAAAGACUAUUACUUAAUUGUAAUGGUCAUGAUACUCCUUCAUAAGUAGUUGCUUUUUUUCCCUUUAACUAACCGGUUGAGUUAAGGUUGAUGAAAGAGAAAGAUUUCAUCAAUGGAAUUUAGCGUGUGUAGUGGUUGGGUUUCCCUUGCUUUGGAUUUAUGUUUACUUAUUUGGAAGCCGCAGAGCAGUCAGUCCAAAUGGGGUGGAUGUGGCAAUUAAUUGGAAAAGUGUCAUUCCUUGUAAUGUAUCAGGUGGAAGGACUCAAAAAGUGACAGAAAUAGUUUCAUUACAAAAUUACUAUUUUCCUAAGACCGGAUGAACUCUUGAAAUACCAUUCAUUCUUCGAUCACCUAAUAAAAGUAACAAUUCGAUUUGAAAACUCAGUGGGUAUUCUGAGGAGGAGGCUCAGUGAAGCAAUGAUUGCUAGAAUAAUUCUCCUGCAGUGUUUUCUGGCCCUGAAUGUUGUGCGAGUUCUCGGCUAUGGUUAUUCUUGGAAAGAGUGCACAUGGAAGAGAGAGGAUCCAAAAGAUAAAGGCAUCAUAUGGGCCUGUGAGUUCCAGAAACAAGUCAGUAACACAGCCCUUCGUGUAUACUAUUCUGGAAAUAUCAGAAUCUCUGGAUGUCAUCACUGUUGUAAUCGGUGGUAUUUCACAUUUAACGGUGUCGAGUGCAGUACUCCUGGGCCAAUAGAAGGCGCUCUGUACCAGGCCCACGCCGGAAAUCUCAACAGUCACGUGCACGGUCACAUUGAAGGUCACUGCCAUAACGUACAGGAGGGAGGGGUGAAAGUAGAAGUAAGAAUCGGUCCUUGCCUUGGCACAGGGAUACCAUUGGGGAAUGGUCACACAGGCUUUGCCACAUUGUCAAGAAUCUUUAUUGAAGAGGUGACAUUGUAUGCAACAUAACAUUAACCUGUCAGCUGAUGCUAACUUCCGAGUAUUCAAGCCCCGCCCAUUAUCGAAGGUUUUAAGAUGAUGGAUUUAGGACAAACAGCCCUUUGUAUUAUUGCUCUGUUAGUUAAGCAAUAAAAGCCUUCAUAAGGGGAAAA
This is a messenger RNA of Pocillopora damicornis (cauliflower coral), 1190 nucleotides long. RefSeq names its product collagen triple helix repeat-containing protein 1-like. The record is from RefSeq and is a predicted model, not a curated record. NCBI's taxonomy places the organism in Eukaryota, Metazoa, Cnidaria, Anthozoa, Scleractinia, Pocilloporidae.